AUGUCAGAGAGCGACAAAUAUGAGGUCUUGGAGAAGAUCGAGCUAACAGUCUCCCUCCCAACAGGCCAUGGCUCCUUCGGAGUCAUUCGCAAGGUCCGAAGGCGCACCGACGGACUGGUCAUGUGUCGAAAGGAGAUCAGCUAUCUCAAGAUGUCGCAAAAGGAGAGAGAGCAGCUCCACGCCGAAUUCCAGAUCCUGUCCACCCUCAACCAUCAAAACAUCGUGGCCUACUACCACCGAGAGCACCUCAAGGCGUCACAGGAUCUCCAUCUCUACAUGGAGUAUUGUGGAAAUGGCGAUUUGGGCCGAGUUAUCAGGGAUCUGUCGACCAAGAACCAGUAUGCCGAAGAAUCAUUCGUCUGGAGUAUAUUUUCCCAGCUGGUCACGGCAUUGUACCGGUGCCACUACGGACUGGAUCCGCCAGAGGUUGGAAAGAAUGUUCUCGGGCUGGGCCCAGCCGCCAAGCCCAAGGUGCCGACUGGUUGCAUGACCAUCCUGCAUCGCGAUCUCAAGCCGGAAAACGUCUUCCUCGGGGAGGACAACUCGGUUAAGCUCGGUGACUUUGGGCUGUCUAAGAUGAUUCAGUCCCAUGACUUUGCCUCGACUUAUGUGGGCACGCCAUUCUACAUGUCUCCCGAGAUAUGUGCAGCGGAGAAGUACACCUUGAAGUCCGACAUAUGGUCAUUAGGGUGUAUCAUCUACGAGCUCUGCACACGCGAGCCGCCUUUCAACGCCAAGACGCACUAUCAGCUUGUGCAGAAGAUCAAGGAGGGCAGGAUCGCAGCCCUUCCGACCGUCUAUUCGGCAGAGCUCUUCGCUGUCAUCAAGGACUGCCUCCGGGUCAAUCCCGAUCGGCGACCUGAUACUGCGACGCUCCUCAAUCUACCGGUAGUGCGGUUGAUGAGGAAAGAGAAGGAGGUGGUUGAACUGAGCAAGGUGCUCAAGACCAAGGAGGAGCAGCUCAACCGUCGGAUCCGGGAGUAUGAGCUCAAGACAUCAAGCAUCGAUUCCGACAAGGCAUUGAUCAGACAAGAGAUCGACGCAUCGCUAAGACGCGAAUGGGAGGUGAAGGCACGGCUCGAGAUCGACAGGCGCGCCAAUGAAGAGCUGGAAGUACUCCGCAGCAGAUUUGAGCACGAGGUGCAGGCCAGGGUGGAAGCCGAGCUUCAGUCUCAAAAGAAGACUGUGACUUUCGACACGGCCGGCGAGUCUCACGACCUUUCCUCUUCGGUCGCCAAGUCAGACUACCCUCAUUCAUCUGUCGGCGCCGGUUCUGUCGGGGCCAUCAGCACUGCCGAUAGCGCGGACGGCGAGUUCCCCUCAACAACUGACAUCACUGAGUUGUCCAUUGACUCCCCUGAUAUGUCGAACGACAAGGUGAAGAAGAGCAGUCGCACGCCAUUCGCGCGAGCCCAGACUAUGUUCGUGGGCACUCCCAUGGAUGUCGAGAUGGGAUCCCCUUCGCCCGUUGCGAUUGCCUCGCUUUCGCUGUCUCCUCGACGAACCGCCACCACCAAAGCACCAAUGACCCAUAGCGGAAACAUCUUUUCCAUCCCGGCGUCCGCCACGGAUGAUCCUAAGUGGAACUCGGCACGGGAUACUCCAGACAUCCCCUCCGACUCCGAGUCUGAUGACGAAGUAAUCAUCCCCUCGCCGACGCGCAUGAUCAAGUCCAACAAGAAUCCCUUCACGUCCAAGACAAGGCCGGCCCUGCUUUCCCAAAAGUCGGCGCCGAUCAACAGACUCAAGACACAGGCGCCGACACUCCCGGCACCCUCCAAGACAACAAGUGCAGUGCCUACACUUGACGGCCCUCGCAAGCUGCACUUGGCCGCUGGCGGCUCUGGUGAGCGAGGCACCUCGCCCAGCCGUCGGCUGAGCAAGAUCCCGUCUGUGGCGAACCUGAACAGCGGCAGUGGUUCCUCCAGCGACGGCGGCGCCACGCAGCCCCAGAGCUCGGCGCGCAAGACUUCCAACACUAAGAAGGAGAACGAGCUUGCGCCCGGUCUGGUGAGCAAGCAGAAGCCCGGCGUUCGCGGACGCACCCUCGUCGAGCUGCAGCAAGCUCGUGCCGGCGGCCGACCCCUGAGCGCCGUCUUGGGAGCUGAGGGUAACAACGUCAGCCCCAAGAGAGGCGUCCGUGAGCACGCCGGCCUGGCUAACCACGGGAGUGCCUUCUCUGAGCCCGCUGCUGUCUGGGAUCCCGAGAUCGACGAGAUGCCCAGCCCCUUUCUUGUUCGCCGCAAGCCCGUGGGCAGGUUCUGA
Molecule: messenger RNA, 2265 nt
Organism: Thyridium curvatum
Lineage: Eukaryota; Fungi; Ascomycota; Sordariomycetes; Thyridiales; Thyridiaceae
Exons: 3
Coding region: 1-2265 (754 amino acids)
Biological process (GO): protein phosphorylation; chromosome segregation
Cellular component (GO): cytoplasm; centrosome; nucleus
Molecular function (GO): protein kinase activity; ATP binding
Source: RefSeq, a predicted model, not a curated record